CUAUCGAAUUCAAGACAACCAAUCAGCUCGCCUGACGUUUGCGCUGCUGAUAGCUUUGUCUCGGGUGGUAGUAGUUCAGCACAACAUGGAGACAGGUCUGUGAGUGCCAGAUAGCAUGGUCAGGAAUGAGUUAAUCUGCAGUCAGUGGGGGUGAAGGGUCAGUCGCCAUGUGGCAGUCCAACCAGCAGUGGAGGGAGGACCUACUCCAAAUCAGGAUUGGGCAUUGACCACAAUGCAUGUCCUCCCUCCUCCCAUCCACUCACAGAACUCUCACCCAGCUCUUCUCAAGGAUGCUUUAGUAUUCAAUGUUUUGUUUCUUCUUUUAUGUCUUCAGUUAUGCAUAUGGUAGUGAUGUGUGCUUCCCCAUACCAGGAUAAUAUGAUGGCUAAAAUUCUUGCCACUUGUAACUGCAGUCAGCAGUGGGCUCCAAGGAACCGCCACUGAGGUUUUUUUGCAAGUGGAGCAGUCGCUUUGGAGGCAGAAGGGUUCAUUUCUUGCGGAAUACCUCCAUCAAAGAAAGAAGAAGUUUAGGAAGAGGAAGUGGAAGUAGAGUGGAAGAGGAAGCGGAAGUAGAGUGGAAGAGAAAGGAGGAAGUAGAGUGGAAGAGUAACCGGAAAGUAGAUUGGAAUUCGAAAAGGAAGUAGAGUGAAAGAGGAAGCGGAAGUAGAGUGGACUCGCUUUGGAGCGGUAAAAGCGGGACAUGUGACCAAAGGUCCACUAGAGCAUUCUCUCGAUCGGCCCCGGGGCUCUAGGCUUUGGAUGAUUGGCCGCUGGAAGGGCCCCCCACCGCCAUGGCUCACUCGUCUGGCUUGGGACGUAAAGAGAUGACCAACGGCUCCCACUCGGCGGGCCACGCCGGGGGGGCGCACACGGCCGCCCGAAACCUGCUGAGGAAGCAGCAGAGGCAGCACCGGCGGAUGCGCUCCUCCUCCCCGAUGGGCCGGGUCAUCCUCAUCAAUUCGCCGGUCGACGGUGGCGAUGACUGCGAGGACAUCCACACGAUCACGGUGGACAAGAGCGCGGACGGCCGGCUGGGCUUCAGCGUGCGCGGGGGCUCGGAGCACGGCCUCGGCGUGUUCGUCAGCAAGGUGGAGGACGACAGCUCCGCAGAGCAAGCUGGCCUAUGCGUGGGGGACAAGCUGGUGGAGGUGAAUGGGAUCAGCCUGGAGAGCAUCACCAUGAGCAGCGCGGUGAAGGUCCUGACGGGCAACAACCGCCUCCGCAUGGUGGUCCGGAGGGUGGGCAAGGUGCCCGGCAUCCGCUACUCUAAGGAGAAGACCACCUGGGUGGACCUGAUCCAUCGCAGGAUGGUGGUGGAGGAGAGCGGGAACACCCCCUCUGAGGCCAGCUCAGACAGCGCCCUCCGCAGGAUCAUUCACCUCUACACCACCUCUGACGACUACUGCCUGGGGUUCAACAUCCGCGGGGGCAGGGAGUUCGGCCUGGGGAUCUAUGUGUCCAAGCUGGAUCCAGGGGGACUGGCAGAACAGCACGGGAUUAAGAUGGGGGACCAGAUCCUGGCAGCCAAUGGGGUGAGCUUUGAGAACAUCAGCCACAGCAGCGCCGUGGAGGUUUUGAAGAGCCACACCCACAUCAUGCUCACCAUCAAGGAGGUCGGACGAUAUCCUGCUUACAAAGAGAUGGUGGCAGAAUACAGCUGGCUAGAUAAGUUGGCAAACGGGACGGGGCACUCCUCCUCUCACGGUUCGGACUCUAACUCCCUGAGCUCGUCGCUUUCGUGGGGCACCCCGGCCAGCUCCCUCAGCGGGCUGUCCCAGGUGAUGCUCCCUCCCAUGCUCCCUUGCUUCGGCCCCGACAUGGUGGACGUGAACCUCGGCGGCGACCCGCCUCGCCAGCCCAGCGCCGAGGCCUCCAUCCAGACCGACCCCCCCGAGCCUGAUCACGCGCUCGUCUCCACGGAAACCAGCCGGAGCCUGGGGGCCACCGUGCUGCUGAGGGACACGGCCAUUCGGGGCGAGAGCUUGGAGCGGGGGGCCAGGAGAGGCACGCUCACCUCCGAGGGGAGGCUGGUGUCCCCGAAAACCGCUCUGCUCAUGGCCCUGAGCAAGCCACCCCGGCCCAUCCGCAGGUCCCGGAGCCACAUCACUGUGUCAGAAGAAAAUCAGAAGAAGUGGAAGAAAAAGCUGCAGAAGGGGGCGGUGGAGGAGGGGGAGAAGACCCUAAAACGCUCCAAGACUUUCGUCAGCCUGCUGUUCAGGGGCGCGCGCAAGAGGGACGCCUCCAGGGGGCGCUCAAAGUCUCCGUCUCGCUCAGAAACAGACCGCGGUCUCUGGUUUGGCAUGAAAGGCCAGAAGAAGGAGAAAGGAUCGAACCACAGCCUGCUGCCGGUGCCCGAGACGCUGGGGGUGGUGGAGGACAUGGCCAGGAAGCUCCUGGGCGAGGACGAGGUGGCGGCCGUCAUGAGGCACUGCAGGCGGUUUGCGUCAGAGCGAGUGGUAGAGGACCUGGUGCACCCCCUGCUGGCCAUUCUGGACAGGCCCGAGAAGCUGCUGCUACUGAGGGAAAUCAGGAUGCUCAUCCACCCCACGGACUUGGGCCGCUUCGACAGCAUGGUAAUCCCCUUCGAAAUGGAGGCCUACGACAUCCUGAAGAGCCGAUCUGUCAGGUCCCCUGCCCUACGUUCGCCUCACACCAGCCUGGUCCCGAAACGUCACCUCAUCACCCCCAUCCCAGACUACAGGGGAGGCUUUCAGCUGCACCCCUCGCGGGACCUGGAGAGGGAUCGGCAGCUGAUGGAGGAAGUAGAAAGGCUCCGCCUGUCCAGGUCGCCGGACGCCCGCCAGCGCCCCUCCAGGGCCUUCACCCCCCUGCUGGACAUCCCGGUGGACGGCUACGUCGCGGACCCCCCCCGGCGUCGCCCCGCCAGCCCCGCCAGCCCCGCGUACCCGAACUGGCUCCUGUCCGAUUCCCCCCACAGCACGGGCCGGCGCUCCCCCUCCAGGACAGAAAAUGGUAUGGCCCGUCCUGUCCGCUCCGACGAGGCGCCCUUGCGCUCCGCCGGAGACGCGGGCGAUUCCAUCCCGGAGAGGGGGAGGUCUCCGUUCAGAAACGGCCACACUCGCGCUAGAAAGGACAGAGGGGGGGAGCCCAAAGAGGACGGGAGGGACGCCGCGUAUCCGCCGGCGAGCGCGCCCCGCCGCAGCCGGCCCCCGCUCUCCCUGGUCUUCGGCUCUCACGUGGACUCUGACCUCCCAGCGCCCCCUGCAGUCAAAGCGGGGAACGAACACGCGAAGGGUCAAGCCCCUUCUUCUUCAGAGAAUGGCCAUUCUGGUGCUGCCCCAGUCCAGGAGUAUGAGCUCACCACUGUCGCUAUCUCCAAGACCAAGCAGUCUUUGGGGAUCAGCAUCUCAGGAGGGGCAGAGUCCAGGGUGCAGCCAGUGGUGAAGAUAGAGAAAAUAUUUCCAGGAGGAGCCGCGUCGACCUGCCAAGUGCUGAAGGCCGGGCUGGAGCUGGUGUCGGUUGACGGGGAGUCCCUCCGGGGGGUGUCCCACCAGCAGGCGGUGGACGCCAUCCGCAGGGCUUUCAGCAACAAGUCCAAAGACCCCAUGGUGUUCGUGGUGAAGGUCCCCAAGACUGAGGACAGAUGAGGGACCGCGGACGCUGGACGCGGGGCAGGGGGACUAACGAGGCCACUGUCGGGGGACGUAAAAUGGCUGCCGAAUCGAGUGGAAGUGAACAGUCACGCCACCUGCCCUCUCCACGUACUAUGAGUCAUUCGGGAAGACAGAUGCUCAUGUUCAACCCCCCCCCUCCCCCCCACCACCACCACAAGGAUAAAUUCCAUACACAGAAAAUAAGUCAAAAAUACAUGGUAAUAUGUUUAUGAAUGUCUCAAAUUGAUGGCAUAUUAUCAAAUGUAGAAAACAUUUUUUUUUCCUGAAAAUGCCAGUAUAGUAAUACAGCAUGCAAUUUUACAUCAUAUAUUAAUUAUAUAUACAUAGCUGCAGCAUGCUAUAAGCUGUGGGAAAAAGACACCUGCCAAGCAGGUGAAUGAUGUAAAGAUUAAGGAAUAAACAAUUUUACAGUGUGAAUGUUUGAUAAUAAAGAAACAUUGUGACAUUU
Molecule: messenger RNA, 4083 nt
Organism: Anguilla rostrata (American eel)
Lineage: Eukaryota; Metazoa; Chordata; Actinopteri; Anguilliformes; Anguillidae
Product: PDZ domain-containing protein 7-like
Exons: 17
Coding region: 792-3608 (938 amino acids)
Biological process (GO): sensory perception of sound; auditory receptor cell stereocilium organization
Cellular component (GO): stereocilia ankle link complex; stereocilium tip; plasma membrane
Molecular function (GO): protein binding
Source: RefSeq, a predicted model, not a curated record